CAUGGGUGACGCACAGAUGGCCGAGUUCGGCGCCGCGGCCCCCUACCUCCGGAAAUCGGACAAGGAGCGCCUGGAGGCCCAGACCCGGAUCUUCGACAUCCGUACCGAGUGUUUCGUGCCGGACGAGAAAGAGGAGUACGUCAAGGGCAAGGUCUUGAGCCGUGAGGGCACCACGGUCAACGUGCAAACCCAGGGCGGCAAGACGGUGACAGUGAAGGAGGCCGACGUCCACCAGCAGAACCCGCCCAAGUUCGACAAGAUCGAGGACAUGGCCAUGCUCACCUUCCUGCACGAACCCGCCGUCCUCUACAACCUGAAGGAGCGCUACGCGGCCUGGAUGAUCUACACGUACUCCGGACUCUUCUGCGUGACCGUUAACCCUUACAAAUGGCUGCCGGUCUACAACUCUGAGGUCGUAGCGGCCUACCGGGGGAAGAAGCGGAGUGAAGCUCCUCCCCACAUCUUCUCUAUCUCCGACAACGCGUACCAGUACAUGUUGACGGACCGAGAAAACCAGUCUGUCCUCAUCACCGGAGAAUCCGGUGCAGGAAAGACAGUGAACACCAAGCGAGUGAUCCAGUACUUUGCCAGCAUUGCGGCCAUCGGCGACCGCAAGAAAGACGCCGCCAACUCUUCCAAGGGGACGCUGGAAGAUCAAAUCAUCCAGGCCAACCCUGCCCUGGAGGCCUUUGGCAACGCGAAGACCUUGAGGAACGACAACUCGUCCCGAUUUGGGAAAUUCAUCCGAAUACAUUUCGGGGCAACAGGAAAGUUGGCGUCUGCCGACAUAGAGACGUAUCUCCUGGAGAAGUCCCGGGUAAUUUUCCAGCUCAAAUCUGAGAGAAACUACCAUAUCUUCUACCAGAUACUGUCCAACAAGAAGCCAGAACUUCUGGACCUGCUUCUGAUUACCAACAACCCCUAUGACUACCACUACGUCUCCCAAGGAGAGGUGACGGUGGCCUCCAUUGAUGAUUCCGAAGAGCUGAUGGCUACAGAUAGUGCCUUCGAUGUUCUGGGUUUCACCCCCGAAGAGAAAGUCGGGGUGUACAAACUGACAGGCGCCAUCAUGCACUACGGCAACAUGAAAUACAAGCAGAAGCAGCGGGAGGAACAAGCUGAGCCGGAUGGGACCGAGGACGCGGAUAAAUCCGCCUACCUGAUGGGCCUGAAUUCAGCCGAUCUGGUCAAGGGACUCUGCCACCCACGGGUGAAGGUCGGCAACGAAUACGUCACCAAGGGGCAAAAUGUCCAACAGGUGUACUACUCCAUCGGGGCCCUGGCCAAGUCCGUCUAUGAGAAGAUGUUCAGCUGGAUGGUGGUCCGAAUCAACAACUCCUUGGAGACCAAACAGCCCCGGCAGUAUUUCAUUGGGGUGCUGGACAUCGCGGGGUUCGAGAUCUUCGACUUCAACAGCUUCGAGCAGCUCUGCAUCAACUUCACGAACGAGAAACUGCAGCAGUUCUUCAACCACCACAUGUUCGUGCUGGAGCAAGAAGAGUACAAGAAGGAGGGCAUCGAGUGGGUCUUCAUCGACUUCGGCAUGGACCUGCAGGCCUGCAUCGACCUCAUCGAGAAGCCACUGGGUAUCAUGUCCAUCCUGGAAGAGGAGUGCAUGUUCCCGAAAGCUUCCGACAUGACCUUCAAGGCCAAACUGUACGACAACCACCUGGGCAAGUCGAACAACUUUGGGAAGCCGCGCAACGUCAAGGGCAAGCCGGAGGCCCAUUUCUCCCUGAUGCAUUACGCCGGCACGGUGGACUACAACAUCAUGGGCUGGCUGGAGAAGAACAAGGACCCCCUCAACGAGACGGUGGUGGGGCUCUACCAGAAAUCGGCCCUCAAACUCCUGGCUACGCUCUUCUCCAGCUAUGCUGGCACCGAUGCUGGUGGAGACGGAGGGAAGGGGAAAGGUUCCAAGAAGAAAGGAUCGUCUUUCCAGACCGUCUCCGCACUUCAUCGGGAGAACCUGAACAAGCUGAUGGCCAAUCUCAAGACCACCCACCCCCAUUUUGUGCGAUGCCUCAUCCCCAAUGAAAGGAAGGCUCCAGGUGUGAUGGACAACCCCUUGGUCAUGCACCAGCUGCGCUGCAACGGGGUCCUGGAAGGGAUCCGGAUCUGCCGGAAGGGAUUCCCCAACCGGAUCCUCUACGGGGACUUCAGGCAAAGGUACCGCAUCCUGAACCCAGCUGCCAUCCCUGAGGGUCAAUUCAUCGACAGCCGGAAGGGAGCAGAGAAACUGUUGGGCUCUUUGGACAUCGAUCACAACCAGUACAAAUUUGGGCACACUAAGGUGUUUUUCAAGGCGGGUCUGCUGGGUCAACUGGAGGAGAUGCGGGAUGAGCGCCUUUCGCGCAUUAUCACUCGCAUCCAGGCCCAGGCCCGGGGCCAACUCAUGCGCAUCGAGUUCAAGAAGAUUAUGGAGCGCAAGGAUGCUUUGCUUGUGAUUCAGUGGAACAUCCGUGCUUUCAUGGGGGUGAAGAACUGGCCGUGGAUGAAGCUCUUCUUCAAGAUCAAGCCCCUGCUGAAGAGUGCGGAGACGGAGAAGGAGAUGCAGACCAUGAAGGAGGAAUUCGGGAGGCUGAAAGAAGCCCUGGAGAAAUCAGAGACGCGGAGGAAGGAGCUGGAGGAAAAGAUGGUGUCCCUCCUGCAGGAAAAGAAUGACCUGCAGUUGCAAGUCCAGGCUGAGCAAGACAACCUGAACGACGCCGAAGAGCGCUGCGACCAGCUGAUCAAGAACAAGAUCCAGCUGGAGGCCAAGGUGAAAGAGUUGACCGAGCGGAUGGAGGACGAGGAGGAGAUGAAUGCCGAGCUGACGGCCAAGAAGCGGAAACUGGAGGAUGAGUGCUCCGAGCUCAAGAAGGACAUUGACGACCUGGAGCUGACCCUGGCAAAGGUGGAGAAAGAGAAGCACGCCACGGAGAACAAGGUGAAGAACCUCACGGAGGAAAUGGCCGGCUUGGAUGAGAUCAUCGCCAAGCUUACCAAGGAGAAGAAAUCCCUGCAGGAAGCCCAUCAGCAGGCUUUGGACGACCUCCAAGUUGAGGAAGACAAAGUCAACACGCUCACCAAAGCCAAACUCAAGCUGGAACAGCAAGCCGACGACUUAGAAGGCUCCCUGGAACAGGAGAGAAAGAUCCGGAUGGACUUGGAGCGGGCCAAGAGGAAGCUGGAGGGAGAUUUGAAGCUGACGCAAGAGAACAUCAUGGACUUGGAGAACGACAAGCAGCAGAUGGAGGAGAAACUGAAAAAGAAAGAGUUCGACAUCAACCAGCAGAACAGCAAGAUCGAAGACGAGCAGGCCCUGGCCUCACAGCUGCAGAAGAAACUGAAGGAACUGCAGGCGCGGAUCGAGGAGCUGGAGGAGGAGCUGGAGGCCGAGCGCACGUCCCGGGCCAAGGUGGAGAAGCAGCGCUCCGAGCUGUCCCGGGAGCUGGAGGAGAUCAGCGAGCGGCUGGAGGAGGCGGGCGGCGCCACCUCGGUGCAGGUGGAGAUGAACAAGAAGCGGGAGGCCGAGUUCCAGAAGAUGCGGCGCGACCUGGAGGAGGCCACGCUGCACCACGAGGCCACGGCGGCCACCCUGCGCAAGAAGCACGCCGACUCGGUGGCCGAGCUGGGCGAGCAGAUCGACAACCUGCAGCGCGUCAAGCAGAAGCUGGAGAAGGAGAAGAGCGAGUUGAAGUUGGAGCUGGACGACGUGGGGUCCAACGUGGAGCAGCUGCUGAAAGCCAAGGUGAAUUUGGAGAAAAUGUGCCGUACAACAGAGGACCAAUCUGCAGAUUAUCGGGCCAAGCUUGAGGAGACCCAGCGGACCCUCAACGACACCAACACACAGAAAGCCAAGCUCCUGACAGAAAAUGGAGAACUGGCCCGGCAGCUAGAAGAAAAAGAGGCUCUCGUUUCUCAGCUCACACGAGGGAAACAGUCGUACACGCAACAAAUGGAGGAUCUGAAGAGGCAACUAGAGGAGGAGGCCAAGGCCAAGAACGCCUUGGCGCAUGCGCUCCAGUCGUCCCGCCAUGACUGCGACCUGCUGAGGGAGCAGUAUGAGGAGGAGACGGAGGCCAAAGCGGAGCUCCAGCGCCUCCUCUCCAAGGCCAACUCUGAGGUGGCGCAGUGGAGGACCAAGUACGAGACCGACGCCAUCCAGAGGACAGAGGAACUGGAGGAGGCCAAGAAGAAGCUGGCGCAGCGGCUGCAGGACGCCGAGGAGGCGGUGGAGGCCGUGAACGCCAAGUGCUCCUCGCUGGAGAAGACCAAGCACCGGCUACAGAACGAGAUCGAAGACCUCAUGGUGGACGUGGAGCGCUCCAACGCGGCCGCGGCAGCCCUGGACAAGAAGCAGAGGAACUUUGACAAGAUCCUCGCCGAGUGGAAGCAGAAGUAUGAGGAGUCCCAGGCGGAGCUGGAGGGGUCGCAAAAGGAGUCGCGUUCACUCAGCACCGAGCUCUUCAAGCUGAAGAACGCCUACGAGGAGUCCCUGGAGCACCUGGAGACCUUGAGAAGGGAGAACAAGAACCUGCAGGAGGAGAUAUCUGAUCUCACUGAACAGCUGAGCGAGGGCGGCAAAAACUCGCACGAGCUGGAGAAGGCGCGGAAGCAGCUGGAGGCCGAGAAGAUGGAGUUGCAGGCCGCUCUGGAAGAGGCUGAGGCCUCUCUGGAGCACGAGGAAGGCAAGAUCCUCCGGGCCCAGCUGGAGUUCAACCAGAUCAAGGCCGACAUUGAGCGCAAGCUGGCCGAGAAGGACGAGGAGAUGGAGCAGGCCAAGCGGAACCAACUGAGGAUGGUGGAGUCGCUUCAGGCGUCCCUGGACGCCGAGACCCGCAGCCGCAACGAGGCGCUGAGGGUCAAGAAGAAGAUGGAGGGCGACCUCAAUGAGAUGGAGAUCCAGCUCAGCCAAGCCAACCGGGUGGCGUCUGAGGCGCAGAAACACCUCAAGAUUGCUCACGCCCACCUCAAGGACAGCCAGAUCCAAUUGGACGACGCCCUGCGUGCCAAUGAGGACCUGAAGGAGAACAUCGCCAUUGUGGAAAGGCGGAACACCCUGCUACAGUCCGAGCUCGAAGAGCUGCGCAGCCUGGUGGAGCAGACGGAGCGUGGCCGGAAGCUGGCUGAGCAGGAGUUGCUCGAGGCCAGCGAGCGAGUGCAGCUGCUCCACUCCCAGAACACCAGCCUCAUCAACCAAAAGAAGAAGAUGGAGUCCGAUCUUUCCCAGCUGCAAACAGAGGUGGAGGAGGCCGUGCAGGAGUGCAGGAACGCCGAGGAGAAGGCCAAGAAAGCUAUCACCGACGCGGCCAUGAUGGCGGAGGAGCUGAAGAAGGAGCAGGACACCAGCGCGCACCUGGAGAGGAUGAAGAAGAACAUGGAGCAGACCAUCAAGGACCUGCAGCUGCGGCUGGAUGAGGCCGAGCAGCUGGCCCUGAAGGGGGGCAAGAAGCAGCUCCAGAAGCUGGAGGCCCGGGUGCGAGAGCUGGAGAACGAGCUGGAGCUGGAGCAGAAGCGCAACGCCGAGAGCGUCAAGGGCAUGCGCAAGUGCGAGCGGCGCAUCAAGGAGCUCACCUACCAGACUGAGGAGGAUAAGAAAAACUUGCUGAGACUCCAAGAUUUGGUGGACAAGCUACAGCUGAAGGUCAAGGCCUAUAAGAGACAGGCGGAAGAAGCGGAGGAGCAGGCCAACACCAACCUGGCCAAGUUCCGGAAGGUCCAGCACGAGCUGGACGAAGCGGAGGAGCGGGCUGACAUUGCCGAGUCCCAGGUCAACAAGCUGAAGGCCAAGAGCCGUGACGUGGGCGGAAAGAAACUUCACGAUGAAGAGUGAGGCGGUUUGGAACUCCCGGGCUGAGCUGACGCAGCGUUUAGUCUCUGGCCCCUUCCUCUGAAUAUACAAUGUAGCGUGAACGUAGUGUA
This is a messenger RNA of Elgaria multicarinata webbii, 5907 nucleotides long. RefSeq names its product myosin heavy chain 6 (gene MYH6). Lineage: Eukaryota; Metazoa; Chordata; Lepidosauria; Squamata; Anguidae. Gene Ontology annotation, molecular function: ATP binding; microfilament motor activity; actin filament binding. Bases 2 to 5818 code for a protein of 1938 amino acids. The transcript has 39 exons. Gene Ontology annotation, cellular component: cytoplasm; myosin filament; myosin II complex. The record is from RefSeq and is a predicted model, not a curated record.